Messenger RNA from Anguilla anguilla (European eel), 7306 nucleotides. It is a transcript of the gene vav3a, whose product is annotated as guanine nucleotide exchange factor VAV3. Gene Ontology annotation, biological process: cell migration; intracellular signal transduction; regulation of GTPase activity. Gene Ontology annotation, molecular function: protein binding; guanyl-nucleotide exchange factor activity. The transcript has 28 exons. The record is from RefSeq and is a predicted model, not a curated record. The coding region runs from base 336 to 2939 and encodes 867 amino acids. NCBI's taxonomy places the organism in Eukaryota, Metazoa, Chordata, Actinopteri, Anguilliformes, Anguillidae. Gene Ontology annotation, cellular component: plasma membrane; cytoplasm.
UCGGAACAUAUGAGUAGCAGGCGGAAGAGAAGGCAGCAACAGAGCGGAGAGAGAGAGGGAGCGAGUGAGCAGUGCAAGAUGUCAUAGCGGCACUGCUUUGUAAUCGUGUGUGAAGCUUUCAACGAUGUAUAGUGUACACGUAUACUUCGGCGAUGCAAAAAUGGGAAGUGGAAUCGAAUCUUGCUUCCGAGUUUUACUUUCCCUGUAGGCGGAUUAUUAGGCACGGGUCUCUCAUAACAGAGGUCUGUUUUGAUUAGGUCUGCUUUCAAAGAAAUAAUAAUUGAUAAACUUGUAGAGUGGUAUAAAUUUUGUAUAUUUAGCUUGACUAAAACACUAUGGAGUACUGGAGGCAAUGCGCGCUGUGGCUGAUCAAUUGCAAGGUGCUUCCACCGACCCAUCGAGUAACAUGGGAGUCAGCUCAGGUAUUCGACUUAGCACAGACCCUCCGGGAUGGGGUCCUCCUGUGCCAGCUUCUCAACAAUUUGAGACCGCAGUCCAUAAAUUUGAAGGAGAUCAACUUGAGGCCACAGAUGUCACAGUUUCUCUGCUUGAAAAACAUCAGAACAUUCCUUUCUGCUUGCUGCGAGAUAUUUGCCAUGAAAAAGAGUGAACUCUUCGAAGCCUUCGACCUGUUUGAUGUUCGGGAUUUCGGGAAGGUCAUGGACACGCUAUCCAAACUCUCACAUACAAUGAUUGCACAGCAAACUGGAAUAAGGCCAUUUCCAACAGAGGAAAGUAUGGAAGAUGAAGAUAUCUAUAAUCAUUUGGAGGACUUGAUUGAUGAAAACGGAGUGGAGGAUGAGGAGGACCUUUAUGACUGUGUGUAUGAUGACGAUGAAGGAGGAGAGGUCUACGAGGAUCUGAUGAGGCCGGAAGCGGCGCCUCCACCGAAACAGGCUGAGAUGGACAUUCGGAGCUGCUGCCUCGGUGAGAUCAAACAGACGGAGGAGAAAUACACAGAGACGCUGGAGUCCAUAGAGAAGUUUUUCUUGAUUCCCCUGAGGAAGUUCCUAUCAGCAGUGGAAAUAGAGAAAGUAUUUGUUAAUAUUCCGGACCUUGUCAAAGUCCAUAGAAGCCUGAUGGUUGAGGUGCAAGACUCCAUCCUUAACAAGAACGCCCAUAACUUGUACCAGAUAUUCAUCGCGAACAAAGAGAGACUUCUCAUUUAUGGAAAGUACUGCAGCCAAGUGGAAAUAGCCAUAGCAAUUUUGGAUGGUAUCUGUAAAGAGAAAGAGGAUGUGCGAUUGAAGCUGGAGGAAUGUUCAAAGAGAGCAAACAACGGAAAGUUUACAUUAAGAGAUCUUUUGGUUGUACCAAUGCAGAGGGUAUUGAAGUACCACUUGCUCCUUCAGGAAUUAGUCAAACACACUCAUGAUGCAACUGACAAGAGCAAUUUGCGAACGGCACUCGACGCCAUGAAGGACCUGGCUCAGUAUGUCAAUGAAGUGAAGAGGGACAACGAGACCCUGCGUGAGAUUGAACAGUACCAGAAAUCCAUUGAAAACCUGAAUCAGUCGCUCCGUAACUAUGGGAGACCAAAGGGUGAUGGGGAGGUUCGAGUUACUUCUGUGGAUAAACGAGCAAAACAAGACAGGCAUAUCUUUCUGUUCGACGUGGCUGUGAUCGUCUGCAAGAGGCGUGGGGAUAACUACGAGAUGAAGGAGGUUAUCGACCUCCACAACUUCAAAAUCACCAACAACCCGACGACUGAUAAAGAAAAUAAAAAGUGGUCUUAUGGGUUCUACCUCACUCACAACCAGGGGCAGAGCGGCUUCGAGUUCUUCUUCAAAACCAAAGAGCUGAAGAAGAAGUGGCUGGAGCAGUUUGGCAUGGCAAUAUCCAACAUCAGGCCCGAGAACGCCUGCAGCAACUUUCACGAGUUCAGGAUGCACACCUUCGAGCGCAUCACAUCCUGCAGGGCGUGUGAUAUGCUGCUGAGGGGGAUCUUCAAUCAGGGGUACCUGUGCUCCAAGUGUGGGGCGGGGGCACAUAAAGAGUGUCUGGGGAGACUGGGGAGCUGUGGGAAAACCAGCCCGGAUUCCGGCACCCUGAGAUCGCAGAAAAAGACAGACCACGGAAGACGGCAUGACCCAGGUUUGCCUAAGAUGCUGGCGACUCGUAACUAUCAUGGCGUCCCAAGCCCAGUGUGUGGACCCCCGUUGAACAUUCAGGCUGGGGACAUCAUAGAGUUGAUCUGCGCAGAUCUGCAUAGUUCCUGGUGGCAGGGAAGAAUACAGGCGAAGAGAGAAGUUGGCUUCUUUCCAAGUGAUGCUGUGAAGCCAUGCCCAUGUGUUCCAAAACCAGUGGAUUAUUCAGCACAGCCCUGGUUUGCCGGGCCAAUGGAAAGACUCCAGGCAGAGGCAGAGCUCAUAAACCGCGGGAACAGCACCUACCUGGUGAGACACAGGAGUAAGGAAUGCACGGAGUACGCCAUCAGUAUAAAGUAUAACAACGAUGUGAAGCACAUCAAGAUCUUAACUAAGGAGAGCUGUUUCUACAUCGCAGAGAAUAAGAAGUUCAGGAGUAUUUUAGAGUUGAUAGAGUACUACAAGCAUCAUUCACUGAAAGAGGGCUUCAGAAGUCUGGACACCACAUUGCAGUUCCCCUACAAGGAACCAGAGAACGCAGCCAUGCACCGAACCAACAGGCUCGGGGGAAACACUCCAUUUCUCUGUGGGCUUUCUUUUGUAACUGCUGCCGGCUACAGCUUUGUUCCUCCCUCCUCUGCUCCUUUCUGGUCAGUGUUCACUCCGAAAGUCAUGGGCAUCGCCAUCGCCCGUUAUGACUUCUGCGCCAGAGACACGCGGGAGCUGUCACUCCAGGAAGGGGAUGUGGUGAAGAUCUACACAACGUCCGGCGCCAACGGAUGGUGGAGGGGGGAGGUUAAUGGCCGGGUGGGCUGGUUCCCCUCCACCUACGUAGAAGAGGGAGAAGAGUGAUGGACACGGGAGGCGGGGACACCCGGAACUCCGCCCUCGCCCCCCCCUCCUGCUGCUCUGCCCUCAAACAACUUUGGGGGGGAAAAAAAGGAAAAGUGUGAGACAAUGCAAAAGAAAGAAAAAAAAGAAGCAACAACAAAAAAGGAAACGCCCCGGUCGGGCCGCUGGCUUCGCCGCGGCUGGGAAGCGCGGGGAGCUGCGCGCUAGCCCGCGCUGACAGAUUAAUGGCUAGCCUGCAGCUUUAGCGGCGAGAGGCUGCCAGUCUGCCUGUCAGCGGGGACCCGCUCGGAGCCAGACCCUCUGCCUCCCGGAAGAAGCUCACGCAUCCAGACAGCUUCAUUCCCCCUGUCACUCUCCCCGCCUGCCGGCUGCGGCAGCCCUGUCGCUGGUAAAUAUUUAAAUACAUCUCCAUCCCCAGCAAAGAGUCUCCUUGAUGAGUUGGAAUUAGGAAAAAAAAAAAAAAAAAGCCCUUAGCUGUUUCAUUUUAGCCCCGCAAGACGCUUCCUCUGUGCUGACCUUGCCGGUGUCCUACUUACCUGUGUUAUUAUUGAUGACUUCAUCCUCCUCCCUCCCUCGCUCUCAGAGCGGAAGGCUGGGCGGCCAGCACGCUGUCUGCCACCUAAGCCUCUUUUCGGCACGCAUCGCGAUCGCUGCCCCGGACUCUGAAAUGCCCCGAAACGGCACGCGGGCCCGCAGAGAGAAGGAGCGGGGAGCGCCAUGUCACGUGACCGGUUGAUUGCUGUCGUGUUCUCCGCCCCUCGUGUUCGGUUCAAUGUAAAGACGUUUACUGUUUUUUUUCUUUUCUUUUUUUUUGCUGUGCUUAUCUCAGAAGGCGCGUUGUUUGCUGUCACACGGCGUUUAUCUGAUUUUCAGAUAGCUGCGGUGUCAGCGAACAAGCAAAUACAGCCGCAACGCCGAGCGGCUUGUUGACAGAAAACAAAGGCGAUCGCUCCGUCGCUCUUGUAAACAAUUUGGGCCUGCAACUCGGAGAAGAUUGCGGCUUUCCACUCCGAAGGGAUCUCAUUAGAUAUUACAGCCGGCACCUUCCUAAUCCAGUAAUGAGUAGGAUUUGUGCACGUUUGACAAAAUAAUUGCAUUGAACUGAGCAGGUGCAAAACACUGUCAUCGGAAUGAUAAAAAGUAAUAAUUAUCGAGUGGGUUUAAAAACCAGCUCAACGCGGCAAUUUGCGGGAGUUAAAUUUAGUGUUCAGGUGCAUAGUUAGGCUGGUAGAAGAGCAUCUGUCUGUUUUGCUUGUCUGUGUGAAUGGCAGAUUUUGAAAUGGGGUAAAACAGAACUUGACAUGUUAACGGCCAUUAAAUGUGCUGGGUAGGCAGGCAAAGCGGAGAAGAUUUACAUUAGACCUUUCCGUACUGGCUGCAGCCAUGCUAAAGUGGAAGGGAAACCUGAAGCCAUGGACAAAUUUGAACAAAUUCACACAAGCAUACGACUGAAUACAAAACAAUGUCACACCUGUGUCUCCAAGAAUAAUUUUCUAAAAUUAAUUUACCUUUUUAAUCUUAUGAAUGAGUCUUUUGAGGAUUUUGCAAAUGAAAAUAAAUGCUGACACUGAAAUAAGGGGAAGAUUGACUGUUCCAUUAGCAGUAGCCGCAGGGCGUUAGCAUGCCUGUUGUAUCCGCGGCUAAUCAUGCCAAAUUCAGAAUUAGAAUCCCAGUCACACGUUUCCUGUGGAAGUGCUGCCAACAGGAGCCGGAGUGAACCCUUUUCCUUUGAGUUACAAUAUGUGACAGGUGCGCGUUGUUUUCUGUUGUUGGAAAACGGUAAGGCGAAGGCAAGCAAAGAGCAGUGCACAAAAGCCGGAUUUAACCCUCAGCGGCUUUGCGGAAACUUUAAAUACAAUCGCGGCGCUUCGCUCGGGGCCGCUGGGAACAGAAUGCGGCUCGCCCUCGCUUCGGCGCGGUCUCCGCCGUCGUUCGGUUCUGCUGAAGGCCGCGUUCGCCGCCCGUCCAGGAUUAAUAACUCCGGAGACAAAGGGUACUGUGGGCCUUCGCGUGAUGCACAACUGCUGUGGCAGAUUAAACAUCAUUCGGGAACCGCUGCUGUGACAAGCUUGCACACAGGCAACGCUCAGCCGCUGAGGUUUAAUAAAGCGACAGAUCUCAGUUCACACAAAUGCUACAGGAGCGUGACGUGCUUCUCUCCAACGACGCCUUGACGCCGUGGUGACCAGCAGGCCGCAGCGGUCGGCGUUGAUGUUCAGAACCCCAUGCAGACUAGAAUAACGCGCGUGCGGGCUGAGCGUGCUAAUGCACCGGGUGCUGCAAGCUGGUGGCUUAACCUCAGCUUUUGCCAAGGGCCGGGGUACAUAGAUUGACACUAGAGAGAGCUGUUGGAAUGCUGUGAAAUUUUACCUCCCUUCCUACCCUGCAAUAAGACUGAGAGGCACUCCUAGCGAUGACUGAGUCCAGCAAUAGGUUGUUAGAUAGUACUGCUCUGUCAAACCUUAUAUCAAUUUUAUAUCUACGUUGUUUAAUUUUUUCACCUAUACUUCCUGAAUAGUUGUUGCUGAGAAACGGGCAUGUUUCCUGUCUGGUACAGUUUGAGCUCUGACAGUUAAAGAGGAAAACAAAUGCCUCAAAACAACAAUAUUGCAUUUCUACUUCCUGAAAGGAUUAUCUAUUAAGGACUUAAAUGAAAGGACUGGUCAGGUUGUUUUCGUAUUUAAUGAAAAAAUUGCUUACAUGCUUCUUAAUGUGAGUGUUCUGGUGUAAGUAUGCCCUUAUCUCCCACAGCGUGAAUUUCUGUGUUGCUAAAGCUGAUCAGAACAAUAUAUAUGCACUUGUGAAAAUGUUCCAAAUAUGCUGUUUGAUAGUCAGGUUUGCUACAAUAUAUGUGGUCAAGGAUGCCCAUUUAUUGAAUUGCUUAAAGAAAUGUAUUGAAGGAAUUUUUGUACUGGAUAUAACAUAUUGUGAACUGUGUUCAGUUUGUAUAUGAGAUUUUUUUGUAUCUUUUUCUGUUUUUGUACAUUUUAGAUUAAGUUAGCUGCUACAAUGCCUGCAGUUGUUUUCCCUAUUUGGGAGAAUGAAAAAAUUAUUUUAUUUUUUUUUAAUGUAUGAUUUUACCAUGUUAAUGAAGGAUUACUUGCAUUUUCAUUGCACACAAUGCUGCCUAGUUGCCACUAGAUGUCAGCAUUGAAAACAACACGGAUUCCUUACUUAAUUCAACAGCAGAUCCGAAGAGAACAAUUACGCCCAUCCACCUUAACUUGUACGUAAAAGAAUUGUUUCCACGGUCUUAUCUGAGAAAUAUUUGGGGUAAUUGUUUAACUUAUAUAAUAUUAUAUAUGAAUUUAUUACUAUUCAGCUUCAUUAAAUACUAUGUAUUGCCUUUUCACACAGUUUGCUCUCUACAAAGCAUUGAUCCCGGACUGUGUACUGAAAAAACCAUAGGCACUUGGCUGGUGUCUGAUGUAGCCAUCAGAACCCAUUUGCACCCCAGAUGUGAGGACUAUUUCACGAAUGCGGUUUCCCAAUAAUUGUCCAACGACUGGGACAAUCCGGUUUCUUACAGGUCACCAAUCAGAAUACAUGGCGUUUCGGACGGUCCAGCGGCCCCGCACACAGAGCUUAAGUAGCUUUUGUCGUUCGCUUAAACGCGGAGGCCGUCCGGGCGGAGCGGAGAUUAUCGCUGCCCGUUGAAGCGCUUCUGCUUUCACUCAGACGAGAGGCGCAAGAAUUGGUUUUCUAAGCUCCGCUCCGGUAAUCUGUUCACUUUCCUCUUCCCAGGAGAUGAACUCUGACAACAGGGAUUUGACAGCUUCUAUAUAUAUGAGGAACAUCCUCGCUGCAGACCACCGCUGCUCUAAUCAUCCUGUGAUCUCUAACCCCCGCAAAUGCCUGUUCUGUCACUGCGCUGCAUUGCCGCAGAUGCAGCCGCUCGCUGGUUAACUCUGUAGACGGACGAAAUCCACGUUUGGGGUGAGGGGGGUGAGGGGGGUGCAGCGUGUAACGUCUUGCACACCAGUAUUGAGGUGGGUGGUGGGUGGGGGGAGAAAGACCCAUUUUUGCUUCUGAUUGGAUUAAUUAUUUUGUCAGUGUUUACAUCAAUCGAAGCCUUGUCCCUGUUUCACUAAAGCCAUAUUUAGUCCGUAAGUCUGCAUUGUUCCUGUAUAAAAAAGCCUAUCCCAAUCAAUAGUUCCUCUGAUAUAUUGAACAGUGUAUUGAUAAUGUGUGCUCUUCCCUGAAGCCAAAGAUGUGUCUCUGCUCAUGGAGUUCAGAUACCAUGGAAACCUGCCAUGGCGACCUUAUGUGUUGCUGUGCAGUCCGAGUUUAUCACCUAUUGCUGUAUCAUAAUAAACUGUGAAUAUGUACAAAUCACACAAUAAAAUGUAUAUUGCUUUUUUUGUAAA